ACUGUACGCACAAGCAAGGCAUCAAUGGAAGAGGGAGGGAAAUUUUGAGAAGAACAAGAGUAGAUAGAGAGUGUUGUAGUUUGGGUAGAGAGAAAAAGAAGAGAAGAGAAUUUGAGGGAAAUGGAAAGUAGCAGUGAGAGUGAGAGGGAUGGAAUCGGAAUUCGAAUCGAGAAUCCAUUUACUUUGAAGGUAGGUCAAGUGUUCACUGGUUUUGGAAUCGGUUGUGGAGUUGGAAUCGGCGUUGGACGCCCUUUAAAUUUAGGUGCAAUUCCGAUGUUGAAUGAGGUAAUGAGUGCCACUAGGGGUGCAACCGAUGCUUUUUCUGGGGUUUCCAGGCAUGUUAAUUCUUCUUUGAAGAAGUUUGGAGCUAAGAAUAUCGAAGUAGGGAUUGGAUGUGGUGUUGGUUUCGGUCAUGGUUUUGGAGCUGGCCUUGCUGUGAAACCAGGGGUGUUGAAUCAAAUUCAAUCUUGUGUUGCAGUAGCAGUCACAAAGAUGAUGAUGAAGUUUGGACUUACUCCCAGUCUACCCUUUAGUCAGAGUGCAAUUCCAGCAUCCUUGCAAAGUGCCACAGGCACAUUCAACACAAACAAAAUUUCUGCAGGAAGCAUGGUGCAGUUGGCAACUAGAUCAACUGAUCACAUAUCUCAAAGUCCAGCAGGGUCUCAGCCUGUGCAGAUUGGUUCUGCUUUUGAAAAUACUGCAUUAAAAGGCACCUCAGUUGACUCUGCAUUAAAAGGCACCUCAGUUGACUCUGCAUUUGGCAGCCGGACUGAGAAGGUCCUUAACAAUUUUCUGCAAAGCCCAGUGUUGAAGGGAGAAGGAGGCGGAUCUGAUGAAGCAGCUAAACGCUUGCAGUCAGAGAACAAAAUACUUCAAAUGGUUUUGAAACACCAACAAAUCAUUGAAGAACUUGUGGAGGAAAAUGAGAAGCUUCGCCAGAUACUAGUGGAGGACCUUAAAGUACCAUCCAGCAAGCUUCACGCUAGUCAUUCAGAUCGCAACGUUCCUGACUCCAAAAGAGAGAAUGAUAGUGAAAAAGAGUAGAGCUAAUUGAAAAAUCUUACGACCUGAUGUAGUGAUGUGGUAUUUAUGUACCAAACUAGUAACUUGACAAUUACAUUUUUUUUACUUUUGAAUAUUCCAUCAAUAAUUUGGGUUAAAAUUGAAAGGUGUUAUUAUAAUCUCAAGCAUCGCGAUGGAAUCAAAUGCUGUUUGGUGUGGUACUACAUUCUCCCUGUUUAUUUUGAUCACAAAUGAAUAAAUUCC
Messenger RNA from Lotus japonicus, 1266 nucleotides. RefSeq lists its product as uncharacterized. Lineage: Eukaryota; Viridiplantae; Streptophyta; Magnoliopsida; Fabales; Fabaceae. The record is from RefSeq and is a predicted model, not a curated record. The coding region runs from base 121 to 1044 and encodes 307 amino acids. The transcript is spliced from 8 exons.